Messenger RNA from Tripterygium wilfordii, 3462 nucleotides. RefSeq names its product ubiquitin carboxyl-terminal hydrolase 5. Lineage: Eukaryota; Viridiplantae; Streptophyta; Magnoliopsida; Celastrales; Celastraceae. Gene Ontology annotation, molecular function: cysteine-type deubiquitinase activity. The coding region runs from base 140 to 2980 and encodes 946 amino acids. The record is from RefSeq and is a predicted model, not a curated record. Gene Ontology annotation, biological process: protein deubiquitination. The transcript has 14 exons.
UCUCCCACCCAAACAGUCCUUUUAUACCGUUUUUUCUCUUUUUUCCAGGGCAAUUCUCUGUUUGUCUGCCGAGAAAACGCAGAAGAAAACCAGAGAACGGCGAAGAGAAAGUAGAUUCCGGAUCGGAGGGUUUGCCGGGAUGGCGGAGGUUUCAAUGUGUAGUAGCAGCGAGAGGGCUGAGCUGUCGCCGGAGGAGGAGAGGGUUUUGGUCAGAGACAUUGCAAUUGCCGCUGAAGCAAAUAGCAAAGAAGGCGAUACCUUCUACCUUAUCACUCAAAGAUGGUGGCAAUACUGGAUUGAUUAUGUUAACCAAGAUCAGUCAACCAACAUAAAUGAUGGGUCCUCUUUGUCAGACCAUUGUGAUUCGGGUGGUUCAAGCGGUUUAUAUAGGCCAGCCAGUAUUGAUAACUCUGAUUUGAUAGAUGAUGCAAAAUCAGAGGACCCUAACAUGGGAAUUGAGAUUCAUGAUACUCUGUUAGAAGGUCGUGAUUUUGUCUUGCUUCCACAAGAAGUUUGGAAUCAAUUGUAUUCAUGGUAUGGAGGCGGUCCAACAUUACCUCGGAAAGUAAUCAGUUCAGGUCUUUCUCAGACAGAGUUGGCUGUGGAGGUGUACCCUCUUCGCCUUCAACUACUGGUAAUGCCUAAAGGAGACAAUGCAACUAUACGAAUAAGCAAGAAGGAAACCGUAGGGGAGCUCCACCAGCGAGCUUGUGAGAUUUUUGAUCUUAACUUGGAACAAGUGCGCGUAUGGGAUUAUUAUGGCCAUCAGAAACAUGCUUUGAUGAGCGACAUGGAUAAAACACUUGAUGAUGCCAAUAUACAAAUGGAUCAAGAUAUUCUUGUGGAGGUCCUUAACGAUGUCAAUGGUACUGCAUCUAUUCGUUUUAUGAUUUCUGUAGAUAAUGGAUUUUCAACGAAGGAAGCUACUUCUAUUCUUAUGGAGCCUUCUAAGUCAAGCUUAUCAAUUGCAGGAUGUUUUUCUGCAAGCAAGGGUGCUUCUAGAAACUGCGGCUCAGAGCUGUCUCAAAAUCAUAACCUAGCAACAACUGGCCGAGAGUUGGAUAACACAUAUGUGAGCGUUGGUGUUACUACGAGGGGGGCUUCUUGUGGUCUUACUGGUUUGCUAAACCUAGGGAAUACUUGUUUCAUGAACAGUGCAAUACAAUGUCUUGUUCACACCCCAGAGUUUGCUAGAUACUUCCGCGGAGAUUACCAUCGAGAGAUAAACUGGCAUAACCCAUUGGGCAUGGCUGGUGACCUAGCACUAGCAUUUGGUGAAUUACUUCGAAAGCUGUGGGCACCUGGACGAACACCAGUUGCUCCUCGACCAUUUAAAGCAAAGCUUGCUCGCUUUGCAGCUCAGUUUAGUGGAUACAAUCAGCAUGAUUCUCAGGAGCUUUUGGCAUUUCUUCUUGAUGGUCUCCAUGAAGAUUUGAAUCGUGUCAAACACAAACCUUAUCUAAAGUCUAGGGAUGCAGAUGGCCGUCCAGAUGAAGAAGUUGCAGAUGAAUAUUGGGCAAAUCACACUGCCCGUAAUGAUUCUAUUAUCGUUGAUGUGUGCCAAGGCCAAUACAAGUCAACUUUGGUUUGUCCAGUGUGUCAUAAAGUCUCUGUUACUUUUGACCCUUUCAUGUACCUCUCCUUGCCACUUCAGUCCACUACCAUGCGGUCUAUGACAGUCACAGUCUUUACUUGUGAUGGAACUGCAUUGCCCACUGUUACUACUGUGACUGUUCCGAAGCAGGGGCGUUUCAGGGAUUUGAUCCAAGCGGUUAGCAGUUCUUGUUCGUUGAAGCAAAAUGAGGAGCUUAAAAUUGCUGAGAUAAGAAACCAUUUGCUUCAAAGGCUAAUAGAGGACCCAUUGACAUCAUUGUCCUCAAUCAAAGAUGAUGACCGUCUUGCUGCCUACAAGAUUCCAAAGUCAGUGAAGAGCUCAAAAUUACUUCAGUUGAUACAUCGCUGCCAAGAAAAGGAGACCAGCAAUACCCAAGCUGCAUCACACUGGAAACCUUAUGGAACGCCUCUUCUUUCAUCAAUUCCACUUGAUGGUGAAACUACAAGGUCUGAAGUUCAGAAAAUAGUCCAGAAAAUGCUUUCUCCUUUGCUUAAAGUUGAGUGUCUUGGAGAUACUGAUUUUUCUCAGCCUAGCAACUCGGACGAAGCCUCAGAUCAAUCUCAUGAUAUUAGCCCUGAUGAAGCAUCGACCAAAUUCAAAUCUGAUUCAAUAAGGGACAUUAGUGGCUCUAAAAUGGAGACAUGUUCAGGAUUGCCUCUUCAGAUGGUCGAUGAAAAUAAUGCCUGCAUUGAUCUCUCUGUGGAGGAAGAGAAGGCCAUCACGCUGUCCAAGUCAUCGAAAUUUAUAGUUGUAUAUUUUGAUUGGUCAGAAAAACUUUUGGGGAUGUUUGAUAUGAAUUACCUAGAGAACUUGCCAGAAGUCUUUAGAUAUGGCCCUGUCAUGAAGAAAGCUCGCAAUGAACCUCUAUCCUUGUACACAUGCCUAGAGUCUUUUCUCCGUGAAGAGCCACUGGUACCUGACGAUAUGUGGAACUGUCCACAAUGCAAAGAGCAGAGGCAAGCAAGUAAAAAACUUGACUUGUGGAGGCUUCCCAAUGUGUUAGUCAUCCAUUUGAAGAGAUUCUCAUACAGCAGGUCAAUGAAGCAUAAAAUAGAAACUUUUGUGAACUUCCCAGUUCAUGACUUUGACUUGACAAAUUAUGUAGCCAGCAAAAACAACUCCCAACGACAACUGUAUGAACUGUAUGCCUUGACCAAUCAUUAUGGUAGCAUGGGAAGUGGCCACUAUACGGCGCAUAUUAAGCUUUUGGAUGAGAACAGGUGGUACAAUUUUGAUGACAGCCACAUAUCACCCAUAAAUGAAGAAGAAGUGAAGUCAGCUGCAGCCUACGUUCUUUUCUAUCGCAGGGUAAAGACCAAUGAUGCGAAUGGUAAUGGAGCAGUCCGGGGCAGAUCAUACCAAUAGCUGCUCCCAAAAGUGCUCUUCCGAGCUGUAUGUGUAUUGUCAAGGAGCGUAUGGAAUCAUCAUCCCUUGGCUUUGCGCUCUGUGGUGCAAUAGGAGUAAGAUCGAUCAUGCGGCAAGUGGCAUCAUGGCAAACUCUGUUAAAUGUGAUGCAUUUAUACUUGUUGGUUCUAAAAGGUUGAUGUGGGGGUUCCAUUGAAGCCCAGGAAAUUAGAAUGAUAUAAAAGGUGGAAGGGAAGACCUAGGGUUCUUGAAGUUCUGCACAGAUAAAUUUAAAUUAGCUUAGACUGUAAGCUUUUGCAGCCUGCCGCCCUUUAUCUGCUGAACUCUCAAUUAUGAAUUAUUUAUACUCCAAAUUCUGAAACUCUGUAUAAUUGUGUUAAAGAGGCCAUUUGUGAACCUAUUUGAGCCGUUCUACAAAUUUGUAUGUUCUGACAUUAGCUAUAUGUAUUUUCUAAUAAAUAUCUCAGUUUAGUUCGAGCCUA